This is a messenger RNA of Arachis ipaensis, 537 nucleotides long. The record is from RefSeq and is a predicted model, not a curated record. NCBI's taxonomy places the organism in Eukaryota, Viridiplantae, Streptophyta, Magnoliopsida, Fabales, Fabaceae.
AUGUGGAGAGCUCAUAUCCGCGGUUUGCUACCAUUUCCUACGCUGGUUACUAGUUUAGCUGAGCUGGCUGAUGUCCCAUGGGAGGACGAUGAUGCGACACCACCACCCCCAGAUGACGACGACAAGGAAGUCACUAUUCCAUGGGGUGGAUGGGUGAAAGAGAAGCCCUCGACCAGACGUCAUUCUCGGGCUAGAGUGGCAGUUGAGGCAGCAGAACCCUCUUCCUCCAUAGCAGCCGCAACAUCUUUACCACCACCACCACCAGCACCUGAGUCGACUUAUCUGUUGGUGCAGCACCUUCUUCGCUUUAUGGACCAGGAGGAGGAGCAUAGUGAGGAGGCGACACAGCAAGAGGCACCACCAGAGAUGCAGACCACCACUGAGGUCCAGCAGCCUCCUGAGGUCCAGCAUGACAUUCCUGAGCCACAGCCAGUGCCACCUCCAGUCCCACAGCCUGAGUGUGAGCAUGAGCCACAGCCUGGUGCGAUUGUUGACCCUAUCCUGAGCUUCAGUAGUAGCAUCGAGGACGAUGCUUGA